GCCGAUCAACUUACAGAAGAACAAAUCGCAGAGUUCCGUGAAGCUUUCAAAUUAUUCGACAAAGACGGUGACGGAGCUAUCACGACAAAGGAACUUGGUGUAGUUAUGCGUUCUUUAAAUUUGAAUCCUACAGAAGCCGAGCUUCAGGACAUGAUCAAUGAAAUCGAUAGUGAUGGAAAUGGUCACAUUGAUUUCAGUGAAUUUUUAGCCAUGUUGGCAAGAAAAAUGAAAGAUACAGAUUCUCAGGAAGAAAUUCAGGAGGCCUUCAAGGUGUUUGAUAAGGAUGGUAAUGGUUAUAUUUCUGCAGCAGAACUACGCCAUGUAAUGACAUCUUUGGGUGAAAAGUUGACUGAAGAAGAAGUGGAUGAAAUGAUUCGUGAGGCUGAUGUUGAUGGUGAUGGACAAAUUAAUUAUGAAGAAUUUGUCAAGAUGAUGGUAUGUAGACGCUUAAAGAAAAAAAAAAAAAGAAAAAGAAAACUAACUAUGAAUGCAUACAGAUGUCUAAAUAAAAUAAAAAGCUCUUUUUUUUAUUAUUGA
Messenger RNA from Rhizopus microsporus ATCC 52813, 537 nucleotides. RefSeq names its product EF-hand. The record is from RefSeq and is a predicted model, not a curated record. Lineage: Eukaryota; Fungi; Mucoromycota; Mucoromycetes; Mucorales; Rhizopodaceae. The annotation marks the transcript as partial. Gene Ontology annotation, molecular function: enzyme regulator activity; calcium ion binding. The transcript has 3 exons.